GCAUAUAAUAUUGAAUGUCCUGUUAAAUCCAUUACGAAUAAGUUCAAUUCUUGAGUGUAAAUUACUCUUUCUGCAGAUGCAGAAAACAUAGAGAAAAUAGAAGAACAGUAGUUUGUUUUCCUGUAAAAGGAAUAAACAAGGAUAACAAGUUAAAUAUUGUAAUGAAUUUUUACUGAUAAGAAAUAAUUGAGAUAUGGCCCAUCAAGAAAUCAUACACCACCAACCAAGCCUUCUCAAGGAGGCUGCUAUUCAAAUUGGAGCAGGAGGCUUCGCAGGCUUUGUAGAAGCUUCCAUAAUGCAUCCUAUGGAUUUGAUUAAAACACGUUUCCAACUGCAGGUCAAACUUAAGCAGUACGAUGCUGUUUAUUAUACAGGGAUUGGAGAUUGUAUGAGAAAAAUGUAUAAAAAUGAGGGGCUUGCAGCUUUUUGGAAAGGUAUAAUACCACCAGUUGUUAUGGAAACCCCUAAAAGAGCUGUAAAAUUUUUUUCCUAUGAACAGUAUAAAAAGCUUUUAAGCAAUAAUACAUCAGAACAAAUGGUGCAUUUUUGUGCAGGCUAUUUAACUGGUAUAACUGAGGGUAUUUUAGUAAAUCCAUUUGAAGUAGUUAAGGUGCAGAUGCAAUCUAAUCGUAAACGUAUUAAUGAAAGUCCGUCUACUUUUGCCGUGACUCGACAUAUCAUUUCUAAACAAGGUUUUGGAUUGAAUGGUCUUAAUAAAGGAUUAUCUGCCACAGUAAUGAGAAAUUCUGUUUUUAAUGCUUUUUACUUUGGCAUUUACCAUUCUAUUGUUCCUAAAUUACAGAAACACACAGAGUAUGUUUCAGAAUUCUUCACUAAGUUUACCAUAGGUUUUAUAUCAGGAACAGUGGCAUCCUGCAUGAAUAUACCUUUUGAUGUUGCUAAAAGUCGCAUUCAAGGUCCUCAAGGUGAUACAAUAUACAAGGGUACCCUACAAACCAUUUACUUAGUUUAUCAUAGAGAAGGAUUUAGAGCUUUAUAUAAAGGGUUAUUACCAAAAAUUUUACGAUUAGGACCAGGCGGUGCCAUUAUGCUUAUAGUUUAUGAAAAAAUAAAAGUAUACUUCACUGCAAAAUUUGGUGAUUAGUUAAAAUUGUAGUCUACAAUAUAGACUGAAUCAUGCAUUUUUUUUUUUCAUCAACAUUAUGAAAAAAGUUAUUUAGCAGAAGUAUUCCUUGAUAUUUGUUCCUACAACUCAACUUGUUACAAACUUAUCUCAUUAUUUACUACAAUUGUGUUUACAAUAUUUAUUAGUGUGUUUAAUUAUUCUUUUUUAUUUUUGUGAUAAGUAGUUGUAAUAAAUGUAUGUGAUAAUAA
Molecule: messenger RNA, 1335 nt
Organism: Osmia bicornis bicornis
Lineage: Eukaryota; Metazoa; Arthropoda; Insecta; Hymenoptera; Megachilidae
Product: mitochondrial 2-oxodicarboxylate carrier
Exons: 7
Coding region: 194-1105 (303 amino acids)
Biological process (GO): transmembrane transport
Source: RefSeq, a predicted model, not a curated record